AUGCCCCGGCAAGAGCUGCCUUUGCCCGAGGGCUGGGAGGAAGCCCGCGACCACGACGGCAAAGUCUACUUCAUCGACCACGCCACCAAGACCACCAGCUGGGUCGACCCCCGGGACAGGUACACUAAGCCGCUAACCUUUGCUGACUGCAUAAGUGAUGAGUUACCAUUGGGAUGGGAAGAAGCAUAUGACCCUCAGGUUGGAGUUUAUUAUAUCGACCAUAACACCAAAACCACCCAGAUAGAGGAUCCUCGAGUACAAUGGAGACGGGAGCAGGAGCAUAUGCUGAAGGACUACCUUGUAUUGGCACAAGAGGCACUGACAGCUCAGAAGGAGAUUUACCAAGUGAAGCAACAGAGGCUUGAACUGGCGCAGCAGGAAUACCAACAACUUCAUGAUGUCUGGGAACACAAGCUGGGAUCUCAGACCAGCUUAGUCUCCAGUUCCUCAUCUGGUUCAAAGUAUGAUCCAGAGAUUCUUAAAGCUGAAAUUGCCACCACAAAAUCUAGGGUUAAUAAACUUAAGAGAGAAGUAGCUCACAUGAGACAGGAACUCCAGUACAAGGAACUUGGUUACCAAACACUGAAGAAAAUUGAUAUGAAAAUGUCUGACACUCGAGGUGGAUAUAAACUUGAUGAGGCGCAAGCUAUCUUAACUGAAAUGAAAACUAUCAAGAAAGCCAUCAGUUCAGGGGAGAAAGAAAAGCAAGACCUCAUGGAGUGCCUUGCCAGGUUGAAAGACAAUUUUGUAAUGGACAGAGGAUCACACUUCGACUUGUGGGCCAGCAACACAUCUUUGGAAGGCUCCAGUCUCUCAUCACCUGGGCAGUAUCUGGAUGUUGGAUCCCAAACAGAUGUUUCUGGAAAUUUUAUCGUGAGCAGUAAUAAUCAGUUGGCUGAGAAGGUGAGACUGCGACUCCAAUAUGAAGAGGCAAAGCGCAGGAUAGCAAACUUAAAGAUACAGUUGGCUAAACUGGAUAGUGAGGCGUGGCCCGGUGUGCUAGAUUCUGAACGGGAUAGAUUAAUGCUGAUCAAUGAGAAGGAGGAACUUCUAAAGGAAAUGAGAUUCAUAAACCCUAGAAAAUGGUCACAAGGUGAAGUGGAAAGACUGGAAAUGGAAAGAAAGCGUCUAGAGGAAGAUCUUCGGACUGCAAGAGACACACAGAGCAAAGCUUUAACCGAAAGGUUGAAAUUAAAUAGUAAGAGGAACCAAUUAGUUAGAGAACUAGAAGAAACAACACGGUUAGUGGCAAUGCUGCACAUCCAGUUGAAAAACCUCUCCUCGAGCAUGCUUUCCCUGUCCUCAGGCAGCAGCCCUGGCUCUCUUGCAUCCAGCAGGGGCUCUCUUUUUGCCUCAAGUCAGGAUUCUUCCACUUCAGCCAGUUUUACUGAUCUGUACUAUGAACAGCUUGGACAGGUGGACUCUGACUACCAGAAUAAAAUGGACCUCUUGCUCUUGGAGAGAGCUGCUGGAUUUCGCCCUUCAGGCUGCAUCACCACUAUCCAUGAAAAUGAGGUGGUGAAAUCACAAAAAACUGAUGCAACUAGCCGUUUGCAAGCUCUGAGGUCCUUGACUGGGACACCCAAAUCAUUGACAUCUCUGUCUCCAAGGUCAUCGCUUUCUUCUCCUUCUCCUCCUUGUUCUCCACUUGUGACAGACCCAUUCUUCGCAGGAGAUGUCUUCAUGAGCCAUAUGGACUUUGAAGAUACAGAAAUAAACAAUGGUCUCUGUGAACUUAGUCUAACCACUGGAAAUGGCAGGAAGUACAGACUAGAAGAGUCUAGGACUGGGGGAAAACAUCUGGACCAAGGUAUAAAUACAGUUGAAGGGGCUGCACUAAAAGUAGCAUGCGUAUCAGCUGCAGUGUCAGACGAAUCUGUUGCUGGAGAUAGUGGAGUGUAUGAAGCAUCUGUGCAAAGGCCCUGUGUGUCAGAAGCUGUUCUGUUUGACAACGAAGAUGCAGAAAUAGCUGGCACUGCUAAAGUUCAAAUUGCAAUGAAGUAUGAUGAAAAAACCAAACAGUUUGCAAUAUUAGUUGCCCAUCUGAAUAAUGUAUCUGCUCUCCUGCCACAGCAAGACCAGAAAGUGAGUGUUCGGGUGGCUAUUCUUCCUUGUUCUGAAAGCACAAGCUGUUUGUUUCGCUCCAGAUUGAUGGAGGCAUCAGACAAUCUUGUAUUCAAUGAAUUGUUUUGUGUUGCAAUCUCCUACUCUGCUUUACGACAGAAGACUUUGAGGGUUGAUGUCUGUGCUGUGGAUAACGGCCAUCUUGAGGAGUGCUUGGGUGGUGCACAAAUUAGCCUUGCUGAGACUUGCAGAUUGGGAGAGAGGUCAACUCGCUGGUACAACCUCCUUAGCUAUAAAUAUCUGUCGAGGCAAAGCAAUAAAAAUAAGCAAGAGGAUGCCUGUUCUAAACUUUCCUCUGCUGAGAAAAUGGAUUCUGUAUCUGUGCUGCUGGAACAGACUGCUGUUGAACUAGCAGCAGUAGAGAGAGAGUUAGAAGAAAGCAGAAGCACUUUACCUACUGGUGAAAAUUGGCAAGAUGAGGAAGAUGCUGAACAAGAGCAAGAUGGCAAUAGUGAAAACGAAGUGGAAGAAGAGGAGGAAGAAUUUUACGGUGAUAAGCUAGUAUGGGAAGUGGAAGAGACUCCGCCAGCCUUCUCACAGGCAGAGUUAGCAACUCUCAAGGUGGAUAAAGAGACCAACACAGAGGGUUUCACGCAAUCUUCCAUUGUGGUGCGUCCAAAAGAUAAAAGACCAUCAAACCCACCACGGACUCCUUUUGUUAGAGGCAGUACAAUAAUACGUUCCAAAACCUUUUCUCCAGGACCACAGAGCCAGUAUGUGUGUCGGCUGAAUCGCAGUGAUAGUGAUAGUUCAACUCUGUCUAAGAAAUCACCUUUCAUCCGAAAUGCUGUGGAGAGGCGAAGUGUCAGGAUGAAAAGGUCUUCCAUUCAAAACAUUGGAGGUGAGCGCCUAAUCCGUACCUCUCUAGACCUGGAAUUGGAUUUGCAGGCUUCAAAGACCUGGCACAAUCAACUGGUACAAGAAAUCUCUGUUUUGAAGCAGCUGAAGGACCAGUUAGAACAAGCUCAAAAUCAGGGGGGAAAGGAGCUACCUGAGUUUGUAAAGGAGGAUGAGCGAUUUCAAAUCCUGCUGAGGCUAGGGGAGAAACGGGCUGAAAAAGAUGAACGGAAGUGUGAGCUGAAAGCUGAUAAAAUGAUGAGAGCAGCUGCUAAAGAUGUACAUAGACUACGUGGGCAGAGUCGGAAGGAGCCCCUGGAGGUGCAGUCAUUUAGAGAAAAAAUGGCAUUUUUCACACGACCAAGGAUAAACAUUCCAGCUCUUUCUGCGGAUGAUGUUUAAUCUCUUUUUAAGUAUUCCUUUCUCCAGCCACUUUGAAAAGUAUCAUUUGGUUUUGCUGAAGUUUAUUUAUGUGGUAUUAUAAAGGUACCAGGUCCUUUGUACAUUGUUGGCUUUGUCAGCUCUCUGCUGAGAUUCUUCACUU
Molecule: messenger RNA, 3505 nt
Organism: Euleptes europaea (tarantolino)
Lineage: Eukaryota; Metazoa; Chordata; Lepidosauria; Squamata; Sphaerodactylidae
Gene: WWC1
Product: WW and C2 domain containing 1
Exons: 23
Coding region: 1-3363 (1120 amino acids)
Biological process (GO): negative regulation of organ growth; regulation of hippo signaling; regulation of DNA-templated transcription
Cellular component (GO): cytoplasm
Molecular function (GO): molecular adaptor activity; kinase binding
Source: RefSeq, a predicted model, not a curated record